UGUUUAAAUCUGAUUGAUGUCACGUGAUUUGCUUAAGUCUAGGAGUGAAAAUAUUCGAAGAGCCACAAGACAAGUCGAAUUGCGUGAUGGCCCAGUGGGCUUCUUGCAGUCUUUGUGCGUGAAACCUAAGAGUCGGAAACCCUAGCUAUUAAAUACCUCCGUAAGCAGCAGAAGAUCUCAGAAGAAGAAAAGAGAAGAUGCAGAUUUUCGUGAAAACCCUCACGGGCAAGACAAUCACCCUUGAGGUUGAGUCUAGUGACACCAUCGACAAUGUCAAGGCUAAGAUUCAAGACAAGGAAGGAAUUCCACCGGAUCAGCAGAGGCUGAUUUUUGCAGGGAAGCAGCUGGAAGAUGGCCGUACCCUCGCUGAUUACAACAUUCAGAAAGAGUCUACUCUGCAUCUGGUGUUGAGGCUUCGUGGAGGAAUUAUUGAACCGUCUUUGGUAGCUUUGGCUAGGAAGUUUAACCAAGAAAAAACGAUAUGCCGCAAGUGCUAUGCUCGCUUGCACCCUCGAGCUGUCAACUGCCGCAAGAAGAAGUGUGGGCAUAGCAAUCAGUUGAGGCCAAAGAAGAAGAUCAAGUAGAUGAUGCAUCUGAAGGUUUUCAGGGCCAUUGUUGGGCCUGCUUCACUGUUGUCUGUAUGUUUUGUGUUGUGACUGUUGUCUUGAAUUAUCGAUAUGGAUCUUGGUACUCUAAAAUGUAAUUGCAUCAAGUUUGAUGCUGUUUUAUUCCUGUUUUUGUUGAACUUUUUAGCAAACUUUUAACAUUAUAUGCACAUCGGGAUCAAAUGCGAUUACUAUUUACUACUACUAUUAAAUCUAAGAUGCUUGAAAUGCACGCUCAUUAGUGUGCCGGUUUGAACUUUGAAAUCCAACUAUUAGUGAGCUCCC
Cuscuta epithymum is the source of this 890-nucleotide messenger RNA. Lineage: Eukaryota; Viridiplantae; Streptophyta; Magnoliopsida; Solanales; Convolvulaceae. The record is from the annotation of a GenBank genome assembly.